Molecule: messenger RNA, 2269 nt
Organism: Chara braunii
Lineage: Eukaryota; Viridiplantae; Streptophyta; Charophyceae; Charales; Characeae
Source: the annotation of a GenBank genome assembly
GAAUCUGUGUAUCGCUGCAAUUCUUUCUGCUGUUAUUUUAUUUUUGGUUUUUAUUUGAACUGGGAAAAUGUCGGAUCAGGGGAAUGAGCAGCAGCCACAGGUAGAGGUUGUGGUGAAGGCAGAGGGCGAACAACCUUCUGCCUCCACUGCACCCUCUCCACCUCUGACUGCUACUCAGAGGCUGAAGAAGGAGGCAGAAGAGCAGCUCAAGCUGCAACAGGCCAGAGUAGCUGAAUUGGCACGGCAGGAGGCUGCUGAGCUAGAGGCUGCAACAGAUCACUCCAGAAGAGAGUAUCUGUUGCAGCAGCUAGAGAAGUCGCUCACUGAUGAUCGGUGCUCCCAGGUCACCAAGCACAUGGCUGAGAUGAUCCUGUUGGAGCACAAGAUCCCCAACUCCCAGUUCACAAACCGGGAUGACCGUUUUGUGCGGCUGGAGCGUCGGGUUGACGAGCUGUCAGCUCAGCAGUUCAGGAUCCUGGACUCUAUCCAGGGCUUGUCUGCUCAGCUGGCAGCCGCCAAGCUGAUCACUCCUCAGCUCCCUCUGCUGAAACCCAAAUCCUCUCCUCCUCCUUCACAACCUUCUUCCCCUCAUUCAUCCCAUGCUGGAUCUGCACAUUCCUCCCGGUCAUCUACUCCUUCCCAAAAGGCCUCAGUAAAGGCCACCUAUGCUGCUGUGACUGCAGCAGACAGAGGUCCCAAGAUCCCUGCUCCCAACAAGUUCAGGGGCGAUGACCGCAAGACUGAUGUUGGGGACUGGGCUGCUGGGACCAGAGCCUACUUGAGGGGCUUUGUCUGCGUAGAACAGACCAAGGUGGGGACUGUUUUGGGGCUGCUGGAAGGGCCUGCACUGAAGUGGGCCACCUCAACUUCCAGCAGUCUGCAGCAGUCCAUGGAGGACUGGGCCUUUGGGUUGGGGGUAGACAGACUUCUGCAGGCCCUGGAGGACCGGUUUGCGGACAAGGAGCGGGCCCGCAAGGCUGCUGACAGGAUUGCUCGCCUGGGACAGCAGCGGUACAGCGGCACCUUACAGGCCUUGUUUGCUGAGUUCGAGCAGCUCACCUCCACCCCUGGGCUGGUCAUGGCACCUGAUGAUAUGUUAACCAGCUUUUGCAGGGCCGCGCCUGAGAAGUUUGCUGUUGCACUCUACAACGCUGGGUACAAGGGCUGGAGGUCCUUUGGUCGUGCAGCCCUGGAAAUGGAGGCCAAGCUCCAUGUCCAGGCCCCAACCUCUGACAGGAGGAAGAGUGCCUUCCCUAGAGGCAGCAGAAGGGGAAAGGCAGCCCUUACUCAUGUGGGAUAUGCCUCAGGAUCAGAUACCGAUUCUCAGCCUGAUGCGCCUUCAGGUGGGACCGGAUCUGCUGCUGAGACAGAUGUUGCAGCAGUGGUAGUGGACCAGUAUGCAGAUCUGAUGCAGGAGCCCUUUGGAUUACCCAACCGGCCAACCAAGCAUCACAUCGAGCUGCUGCCUGGAGCGGUCCCUCCCAAGGGCCGCAUCUACAGGAUGUCCCCUGCUGAGCUUGAGGAGCUCAGUAAGCAGCUUGAGACCCUGACCAGCAAAGGCUGGAUCAGACCCAGCACAUCUGAAUUCGGUGCACCUGUUCUCUUUGUGCCCAAAGGGAACGGCGAAUUCAGGAUGUGCAUUGACUACAGGGGUCUCAAUAAAAUCACUAGGAAGAGUACUGAGCCACUUCCUAGGAUCGAUGACCUCCUGGACAUGGUGCAGGGCUGCACAGUGUUCAGCAAAGUCGACCUCAAAUCUGGCUACCACCAGAUUGAGAUGGCUGCGGAGGAUGUCUACAAGACAACCUUCAAGACCAGGUAUGGGACAUACGAGUUCCUGGUCAUGCCAUUUGGACUUUGCAAUGCCCCAGGCACCUUCCAGACUGAGAUGCACCGCAUCUUCAGGCCUUACCUGGACAAGUUCAUGGUUGUCUACCUGGAUGACAUCCUGGUAUUCAGAAAAACUGCCAGGGAACAUGCGGAGCACUUGGCUCUAGUUCUUCAGUCGUUACGCGACAGCCAGUAUAAGAUCAACAGAGAGAAGUCCUCUUUUGGAGUUCCCUCUGUCAUCUACCUGGGUCACGUAAUCUCUGGAGAUGGCCUGGCUCCUGAAGCAGCCAAGAUUGCUGCUAUUCAGGAGUGCCUCAGCCUCAGACAGUGAGGGAUGUCCGGUCUUUCAUGGGUUUGGCCUCCUACUACAGAAAGUUUGUCAGGAACUUUUCUGCAGUGGCUGCGCCCCUGACUAACCUAACAAAGAAAGACACUCCCU